UUCAGAUAGGGUUUAGGUAAACUAUUUUGCCAAAGGGAGGACCAUCCAUUUUCUACAGUGGACUGAUCUCGAAUAACCACCGGUGAAAGCAAAUCCCCAGGGUGGGUCUCUGCCAUAUUGCUUCCACUUCUCCAAUAUUUUGAAGAAUGAAUUAAGGAAAGGAGAGCUGAGGAGAGGAAAGCCCGCGUCUUCAAUUUAAAGGUCUUGAACCAGAAUGGCAGGGAGUGUCUUCCUGCUCCUAUUAGCUGGGACACUGCUCUGUGGGCUACUGUUCCACACAGUGAGCCAGAAUGAAGCUGGGGACAGGACCCGCAGCAGGAGACCCAACUUCAUCAUCAUUCUGGCAGAUGAUAUUGGAUGGGGAGACCUAGGAGCCAACCAGCAGGUGGGUCAGAGGUCAAGCCAAACCCCUCAUCUGGAUCUGAUGGCCCAGCAAGGAAUGAGGUUGACAGACUUCCACUCCCCAGCCUCCACCUGCUCCCCGUCCCGUGCUGCUCUCCUCACAGGCCGACACGGCCUGAGGAACGGGGUCACACAUAACUUCGCUGUGGGAUCCGUGGGGGGGCUACCCCUCUCUGAGACCACCCUGGCCGAGAUACUGCACCAGGGUGGAUACUACACAGCCAUGAUCGGUAAAUGGCAUCUAGGGCACAAUGGUCCGUAUAGUCCCACCAACAGAGGUUUCGACUACUACCUGGGGAUCCCAUACAGUAAUGAUAUGGGCUGUACAGACCUGCCUGGUUACGACCUGCCCUCCUGCCCUCCCUGUCCCCCCGGACCACAGAUACUACACAACAGAUUGAAGAGGAGUGGUUACAGCAGCUGUUACACCAAAGUGGCUCUGCCUCUGUUUGAGAACCGGACCAUUGUAGAGCAGCCUCUGGACCUGUGGAGGCUAACACAGCGAUACACAUCCACUGCACUCAAUGUCAUACACAUAGCCAGGGAACGGGGACAACCUUUUCUGCUCUAUGUAGCUCUGGCACACAUGCACGUCCCCCUGUCCCCCCCUUCCUACGCCCCCAACCCCUCAGAGGGCGGUGUGUACGCUGCCAGUCUGCGGGAGAUGGACGGUCUGGUGGGGGCAAUAAAGAAUGCCUCUGAUGCCUCAGACAAGGAGAACACUCUCAUCUGGUUCACUGGUGAUAAUGGCCCCUGGGAGCAAAAGUGCCAGUAUGCAGGAAGUGUGGGUCCUUUCCUGGGGAAGUGGCAGACCAGCAGAGGUGGGGGCUCUGCCAAGCGGACCACUUGGGAGGGGGGGCACAGGGUGCCCACAGUGUCCUACUGGCCUGGCAGAGUACCAGCCAACAGCACCAGCUCUGCCCUGCUCAGUGGUCUGGAUAUCUUCCCCACCCUCCUCUCCCUAGCUGGAGUGAACCCCCCAUCGGACAGACGCUAUGACGGUAUCGACGCCACAGACGUCCUCCUACACGGCAAAGAAACAGGAAAUGAGUUCCUCUUCCACCCCAACAGUGGCGCUGCAGGGAAGUAUGGGGACCUGCAGACCGUCAGACUGGGGCGCCACAAGGCCUUCUACAUCACGGGUGCGGCUGAGGCGUGUGGGGGGUCUACAGGGAGGCAGGAGCUCCACGACCCCCCUAUGAUAUUUGACCUGUCUGUCGACAAGGGCGAGGAGAGACCCCUGGACCCCACCACGGAGGAGUACAAGGAGGUGGAUGAGAGGGUGAGGAGGUGGAGGGAGGCGCUGCUCUAUGACAUUGCCACUGACCAAUCAGUGUCCACGGCCGACUACGCCACAGACCAAUCAGCAGCCCCCUGCUGUGACCCCCGGCACACAGCCUGCCGCUGCCACACCCUGGGCUGAGGACACACACAUUCAGUUACACACAGUUUGACAUUCACAGAAAAAAAGACCGACUGAUACGCAGACACACACACACUUUAGUUUUAGUCCAAUAAUUGUUUGCUCUUGGAGGUAUGUGCGUGCCCAUGGGAAUGUAGAAAUCACUGACCUGUAGCCUACAUCUGUGUUCAUGUAAACAGAGUGAAGAAGAAAAGCAAAUAGUAGAACUAGCAUCUGCCUGUUGUGAGGAGGCCGGACUGUGGGUCAUUCUCCUGGAGGUCAGUACCGGGGACUGACUGAGACACAUUGCUCACUGCUGCUCUGA
Molecule: messenger RNA, 2129 nt
Organism: Salmo salar (Atlantic salmon)
Lineage: Eukaryota; Metazoa; Chordata; Actinopteri; Salmoniformes; Salmonidae
Gene: arsg
Product: arylsulfatase G
Molecular function (GO): arylsulfatase activity
Source: RefSeq, a predicted model, not a curated record